AGCCAUAAGAAUUAACAUCAAAGUUUGAUACUUUAGAUGACUGUAAGUGUAGAAAACUAUAGGCUUCUUGAUCUUGUAAUUGCAAAGUUGAUCCUUUUGCCUCAUUUAGGUCAAAUCACUUAGUUUAUAGGCUUUGAUAUUGUGUCUUUUCUUUUGGGGUUGAUGGGUUUUUUAUAUUUUUGGUUCAGAGCUAGACCAAGUAAUGAGAGUGAGGGUGGGGGAGAGAACCAAGCGCAAGCCGGGCAGGGUUCAGAGCUAGACCAACAGCAACAGCCUGCACAUCAGAGGCAAGUGGUGGUACGGAGAUUCGAGAUCGCCUUCCAGCUUUACAUUUUCCUUAUACUCAAGCUUGCUGAUGGAUCGAGACAGAGGCUCGCUGUUCUUGUGAUCUUCGCCACCAUCAUUUACUUAUACCAGACUGGAGCUCUUGCACCGUUUGUGCGAUGGCUCUCACAAGGUAUGCAUAGAGCAGCAGUGCCACCGCCACCUCGGCCUAAUCGACCUGCUGAUAAUGAUCCUCCUGCAGCAGCUGCAGUGCCACUAAACGAAGAUGCAGCUCCCGAGGGACAAGAGAAUGGAGCUGACAACAGGAACAGAGCAAACGCAAACGAAAAUGUGGAUGCAGCACAACAAGGGAAUCAAUGGUGGGGGAUAGUGAAAGAGAUUCAGAUGAUUGUUUUCGGCUUCAUAACAUCACUACUCCCUGGCUUCCACAACAUAGAGUCUAAUCUUUUUUCUUUCUGCACACUUCUUCAACAGAAGCAACUCAGGAAGAAUUUUAACCUUUAGAGUCAAAUCUUCAACAACUUAAUGUAUGCGACUUCCUUU
Messenger RNA from Brassica oleracea var. oleracea, 828 nucleotides. RefSeq lists its product as uncharacterized. NCBI's taxonomy places the organism in Eukaryota, Viridiplantae, Streptophyta, Magnoliopsida, Brassicales, Brassicaceae. The record is from RefSeq and is a predicted model, not a curated record.